This is a messenger RNA of Spinacia oleracea (spinach), 837 nucleotides long. RefSeq lists its product as uncharacterized. The coding region runs from base 1 to 837 and encodes 278 amino acids. The record is from RefSeq and is a predicted model, not a curated record. The transcript has 3 exons. NCBI's taxonomy places the organism in Eukaryota, Viridiplantae, Streptophyta, Magnoliopsida, Caryophyllales, Amaranthaceae.
AUGGGUAACGGAGUAGUUGAGCCGAGGCUUACAGACUAUUCUAAGCAAAUUCUGUCCGUGCUACCCAAGGCAGUCAUGCCUUCUAUUGCAGCUGAGACUUUCAAGAUUAAACCUGCAUUGAUAAAUAUGAUUGAGAGGCACCAAUUCGGUGGGGAAAAGGGUGAAGACCCUAAUCUUCAUAUCCAGUCUUUCAUUCAAUAUUGCUCUACUGUCAAGCAGAAGAAUGUAACGCCAGAGCAGACUAUGGAGAUGCUCUUUCCAUUUUCUUUGAGUGGGAAGGAAAAGCUAUGGAUUAACGGGCUCAUUCGAGUAGCUAUGAAAAUCACUGACUGGGAUUCUCUGGAUCUUGCUUUCUAUUUUUACAAUGGUCUGGGUAAUGAGUCUAGACUUAUUUUGGAUUCUGCUGCUAGUGGGAGAUUCAUGCAACUUGAUGUGACUAGGGCUAUGGAGUUUGAUAGUAUGCAAGCAGCAAAUGCUCAAUCCGCUCAACAUGUUAGUGUAGCUGUAAUGAAUUCUCAAGCCGUUAAUGUCUGUGAUAGUUGUGCGACGUCUGGUCAUUAUGCACAGGAAUGUAGGAGCUCCAUUGAACAAUGUAAUGCAUUCCAGGCCUACAAACAGAAUAACCCGUACUCUAAUUCUUACAAUGAGGGGUAUAAAAACAAUCCCCUACUAUCAUACAGGAGUACUAAUAUUCAGAACCCCCAUCAGGUUCAACAUCCCCCACCACCACAACAACCAUACCAACCACGGAAUAACUACAAUCAACAGUCUAGUGGACCACCUAGGUUCCCUAGACAACACACACCACAUCCAUCACCACAACCUCAACCCACAUAG